Molecule: messenger RNA, 2684 nt
Organism: Closterium sp. NIES-67
Lineage: Eukaryota; Viridiplantae; Streptophyta; Zygnematophyceae; Desmidiales; Closteriaceae
Source: the annotation of a GenBank genome assembly
AUUCACACCACCACUAGCCGCCACGCCACUCCUUUUCACCUCGCACUUCGCUUCACCUCCAUCACCGCCGCAUUCACCGCACUGGCUCCCUGUGACACAGGGCUGCCUCCCUCCACGCCACGCUGCGCCAAACCGGAGCGCGUGCACCUGACGUCGUGCUUGCUUCAGGUGAACUAGUAGUCUCUUAGUUUCUCCAGCGAGCGCGCUUUGUCGUUCAAGAACCGCCCUCGGCCUCCCGACCUGCCUCGUCUCACUGGUCGUGCAAGAACCGUCCUGCUCACUCCGUCGCUGCGCUUGCUUGCGCCGCGGCGCUCCGCGAGGCGAUCGCAAUCUUGUUUCCGAGUCGCGUCAAGCAGCUGCUCGUGACACGGCUGCGCAUCCUUCCCGCUGGCCUGAUCCGCUCGACUUCCCUCCCAGAUAAAGCAUCGACCCAGAGACAAGGGGGUAGCCACAUCAGUAGCAUCAGCAGCAGCGGCGGCGGCAGCUGUAGCAGCAGCAACAGCAGCUGUAGCGGCUGCAGAUACAUUUCGAAUCAGGGUCGGCAGCAGCAGGAGCAGAAAGGCUUUAAAAGCCAGUAUCCGGUGGAGCAGAAAGGCUAGGAUCGAGUAUUUCGGUGCAGGCAGCAUGGCCAAGUCGGCGCGCGGCAAGGAGCUGCUAGAGCUCUAUGACAAGCUGCAGAGCGCGGCGGGAAAGGCGGCGGAUUCGCCGGCCGACGAGGACCGCGCGCUGGACCUCCUCGCGCAAAUGGCGGACUGCCGCGUCAGCACGGAGAUUCUCAUGGAAACGCAGAUGGGCAAGCUGGUCCGCAAGCUGACGAAGCACGCGUGCGCGGGCAUCCAGAAGGGCGCGGGGAAGCUGGUGGAGCAGUGGAAGCAGGUCGUGGCCGCGGAGGCGCGGGGGGGCGGAGGGGGAGGCGGGGGGGAGAAGGAGCAGGAACGGGGGAGGAAAGAGGGGGAGCGGGAGGGGAAGGGAGGCGAGGGGAAGCGGUCGGGGGAGUCGGAGGACAGAGCGGACGGGGGGAAGGAGAGGGGGAAGGAGGGGCGGGGGGGCGGCGACGGGAGGGAGGACAGGGGGGGCGCGGGAAACGGGGUGAAAGACAGAGACGGGGGGAAAGGGAGGGAGUCAGGGAAGGAGGCAGGGAAGGAGAUAGGGAAGCGCAAGGACGCAGCGCCGUUCAAGGUGAAGGUACUAGUGAAGACGGGCGAUGCCAUGAGGGACCGGCCGCGGGAGGCGGUGCUCCAGGCGCUGUGCCUGGUGGCGGGGGAGGUGGACGGGGAGGAGGAGCAGCGCGCGCGCGAGGUGGACGUGGCGGCCGUGGCGGUUGAGGUGGAGACGGAGCUGUGGCGCAAGUACGGCAACACCAAGGACCUCAAGGACUACAAGAACAAGUUCCGGUCCAUCUCGUUCAACCUCAAGGACCCCUCCAACCCCGACCUGCGGCGGCGCGUGCUGCUGGGCGACGUGUCGGCUGUGGACCUGGCGGUGAUGCCCCCCGAGGAGAUGGCGAGCGACGCGCGGCGGCGCGAGAACGACGAGGUGAAGAAGAAGAAGACGUGGGAGGCUAUGCGCGGGCAGACGGUGGGCGCGACCACGGACAUGUUCAAGUGUGGGAAAUGUGGGCAGCGGAAGACCACGUACUUCCAGAUGCAGACGAGGAGUGCGGACGAGCCCAUGACCACGUAUGUCACUUGCCUGCACUGCCAAAACCGGUGGAAAUUCUGCUAGGGGGAGUCCCGGCUCUGGACUAUAGGAUGGGGUAAGUGUUGAAAGGGGAGGGGGAUGGGUUGGGGAGGAGAUACGGUGUGCGAGGGAGGGGCCAGGUGGAGAGGAGAGAGAAGUGCAAUGUGCUGCAGUGAUGCUCUGUGGGGCAGGGCACUGUCAGCUGAAGCAUUGAAGCUAGAAGACGUGCUGCUGCUGUUGGCGGGUGCUGUUGCCAUUUGAGGGAGGGUGCUGUCGCUGCUGCUUACAGACUUACACAGCAGCAGCACGGAAUGCUGCUGCUGACUCUUCUUGACUCUACCUGCCCAUCUCAUCCAUCCCAUCCCAUCCCAUCCCAUCCCAUCUUCUCGUCUUCUCUCUUCGUCUCUAACUGCGUCUAAGCAUAAUCUCUGAGCUUGCCGCUGUAGAGCGCUGCUCUCGAUCAAUCUUUGUGCUGCACACCAGGAGCCACGCAUCCGUCUUGUUCUUGGAGGGUGAUUACUUCAGCAGUUGCCAGUAGGCUAACACAGACGUACUGUAGGGCUGGUAACACGUGUGCAGGACUGAAACAGAAGUGAUUAAAGGGCGAGGCUGGGGUUCACUUGAUUGGGACGUGCUCUUUUUUAUGGCGAAGACUAGAGUGUAGUGUAGACGUUUACUGUACUGAACUCAACUGACACUCACGCUGUUGAAUCUAGGUCCUUGUGGCACAGUGUUGGGUCUCUGAGGGUGUGGAAGGGUCUGGCUUACGGUAGUAGGGCCUGUGAUGAUGCAGUGCAGAAAGGGAGGGUGUUGGAAACACCUCAAAGACUUAGCGAUUCUGAAGUGUAACACUACACUCGAAGAAAAGUCGUAUCGAGUACACGAGUCAACGGAGGUUACACGAGGAGGUUGGACGAAAGAACACGAAGGACGAAGGGACAUGAAGGGUUGCAACCGGAGGUUGCAACUGACCGUUGCGACUGCAAGGGUGGUAAACCGAACCA